AUGAGGCUGGAACCGAGCCGGGCAGGGCCUGGGAGAAGGAACGUGGGGCUGUUGCCUGGGGUCCAGGCGCUGCCCACCCUUAUCCCUGCUGCCUGGGAGGCCAGUCCUUCCCCCUCCCGCAGUAAGUGCUCUCUCCCGUCCCCUGCGAGGCCCUUCCUUGCUCUGCUGCUUCUGGUUUCCAUCAAGCAAGUUACAGGAUCUCUCCUUGAGGAGACAACUCGGAAGUGGGCUCAGUACAAAGAGAAAUGCCUAAGAGAUUUACUCAAGGAACCUUCUGGCAUAUUUUGUAAUGGGACCUUUGAUCAGUAUGUGUGCUGGCCUCAUUCCUCUCCAGGAAAUAUCUCCGUUCCCUGCCCUUCGUACUUACCUUGGUGGCGUGAAGAGAACUCAGGAAGGGCCUACAGACACUGCUUGGCUCAGGGUACUUGGCAGACGCUGAAGAACUCCACAGAUAUUUGGCAGGAUGAUUCUGAAUGCUCUGAGAACCACAGCUUCAAAGAAAACGUGGAAAGCCAUGCCUUACUGUCGACCUUGCAGCUAUUGUACACCGUGGGGUACUCCCUCUCCAUUGUCUCCCUCCUCCUGGCUCUCACCCUCCUCCUGUGUCUUCGAAAACUCCACUGCACACGCAACUACAUCCACAUGAACUUGUUUGCUUCUUUCAUCCUGAGAGCCCUGGUUGUGCUGGUGAAGGACGUCAUCCUCCAUAACUCUUACUCCAAGAGGCCCAACAAUGAGAAAGAGUGGAUGUCCUAUGUGUCAGAGAUAUCCGCCUCCUGCCGCUCCGCCCAGGUUCUUCUGCACUACUUCGUGGGUGCCAACUACUCAUGGCUUCUGGUGGAAGGCCUUUACCUUUACACGUUGCUGGAGCCCACAGUGAUUUCUGAAAGGUGGCUGUGGCCCAGAUACCUGCUGGUGGGUUGGGCCUUCCCACUGCUGUUUGUUGUGCCCUGGAGUAUUGCCCGUGCACAGCUGGAGAACACAGGGUGCUGGGGAAUCAAUGGGAAUAUGAAAAUCUGGUGGAUCAUCCGAGGACCCAUGCUGCUUUGUGUGGCAGUCAAUUUCUUCAUCUUCCUGAAAAUUCUCAAACUUCUCAUUUCUAAGCUCAAAGCCCAUCAAAUGUGCUUCAGAGAUUACAAAUACAGAUUGGCAAAAUCGACACUGGUUCUCAUUCCUUUAUUGGGUGUUCACGAGAUUCUCUUCUCUUUCAUCACUGAUGAUCAAGUUCAAGGAUUUUCAAAACUUAUACGACUCUUCAUUCAGUUGACUCUGAGCUCCUUCCAUGGACUACUUGUGGCCUUGCAGUAUUGUUUUGCCAAUGGAGAGGUGAAGGCUGAGCUGCGGAAACACUGGGUCCGCUUCCUGCUAGCCCGCCACUCAGGCUGCAGAGCCUGGGUCCUGGAGAAGAACUUCCGAUUCCUGGGGAAAUGUCCCAAGAGGCUCUCCAAGAGAGACAACGCCAGGAUGCUACAGAAGCCGCAGCCCUCACCUGGCAGUGGGCAGCUCCUACAGCUGACCGUUCAGGGCCCGGGGCAGCCGGGCGCCCGGCCCCACCAGGGCCACACAGCCUGGCCCUGGGUCAGCAGCUUGUCUGAGAGCAGCGAGGGAGACUUCACCCUGGCCCACACCAUGGAGGAGAGUCUUGAGGAGAGUGAGAUCUAG
This is a messenger RNA of Pteropus alecto (black flying fox), 1662 nucleotides long. It is a transcript of the gene GLP2R, whose product is annotated as glucagon like peptide 2 receptor. The transcript has 13 exons. The record is from RefSeq and is a predicted model, not a curated record. Gene Ontology annotation, cellular component: plasma membrane. NCBI's taxonomy places the organism in Eukaryota, Metazoa, Chordata, Mammalia, Chiroptera, Pteropodidae. Gene Ontology annotation, biological process: cell surface receptor signaling pathway; adenylate cyclase-modulating G protein-coupled receptor signaling pathway. The coding region runs from base 1 to 1662 and encodes 553 amino acids. Gene Ontology annotation, molecular function: glucagon receptor activity; peptide hormone binding.